AUGUCGUCGCGCACGAAGCGCAUGAAGAAGUCGUCCUGGGGCGCAAGGGAGCGGGCCGGCAUGAGCUUCCUUAUCGUCGUGGCGUUCUUCGCCGUCUUCGGGCUGAUCAUCCUGACCGAGGUGCUGAUGAUUGACGAUCGGGGCCGGGCCGGCAGCAUCAUCGUUCGGCACGGCAGCAGCGGUGGCCGCUUCGGCGAAUCGGUACCGGACUACGACGACGUCAAGGACGACUACCUGGACGAUACCGGGAUCUUCGUGCGGGAAACCAAGUACGGUGGCGCGGCGGUAAAGAACAUCCUGAAGAACCAAAAAGCGCUGAAACACUCUAUUGGCAUCUACGUGCACACAGAUGCAGCCGAGCCGAGGAGCCCCCCGGUGGUGCCGUGGGGCCAAAUGCUACCGUCAAAGAUCGAGCAAACCCUGCCCCGGUAUCCGGCCGACAUGAAGCCCACCGACGGUUCGUGGGAAAUCGUCAACGGCACCAGGUACAAGUUUUUCGUCUUCUCGGCGUUCUACGAUCGGCGCGAUGGCAAGCUGGUGCGUAUUAUCGGGGCCACGAAAACGCGCGGACCGGAAAAAGUGUGGUGCCGGUUCUGGUACCAAACGGGGGCGAACAGCACCAAGUAUCGAUCGGCGUCCGUGAUGGCCCGGGUGAAGAUCAUACGUGAGAACUGGAACUUGAAGUACAGCGCGUGCUUUAUCCUGUGCCCCAUCCGAGGCCCGUAUCCGGAGGUGCCGCACCACGUGUCCGUGGUGAGCAAAAUUCGGGCCGCACCGGGCAACGUGCUUAUGCUGCGUAACACCGACAACGAUCCAGAUUUUACGAAUCGAACGUUUAGUAACAUUCCGAACAGCAUCGGCGUGUGCGUUAAGCCGUUGCAUUUUAACUACGAUCAGGCUCUGUAUUUGCUCGAGUUCCUGGAGCUCAACAAUUUGCUAGGCGUAAGCCACUUCACGUUCUACAAUCACACCAUCGGCCCGAAGGCGUCCUGCAUCUUGCAGCACUACAUAAACGGCGAUCUGCCGCAACAUAUCGCACCGUACGGUGCUGCGGUCAGGAAACCGAAUGGCACCUCGCCCGAGGUCCCCGAAAGCAACGAUGUGUCCCAGCGGCACCACCACCCCAGCAGCCACCACCGCAUGCCUACGAAAUACAAUGAAGACAAUACACGUGCACAACUGAAGCCAAAAAUCACUGUAAAUAUUUUGCCAUGGAAUUUGCGCAUGCGAUCGCAGAAGGAGAUACGGACCGAGGGGCUGUUCGCUUCGCUCAACGACUGCUUGUACCGGAGCAUGUAUAGAUACUCACAUGUUGCACUGAUUGACUUGGACGAGUUCAUCAUACCGCACCAUAAUGACACAUUGAUUGAUCUCAUCACAUGGUUGUCGAAGCGGAUCAACAACCGCAACACUGGAGCUUACUCUUUUCAGAAUGCAUUUUUUUACCUACAGUUUGCCGACGAUGCACUUAUGUACGAGGGAGCGGGCGGCCCACAGGCGAACCUUCGGUCGGCCCUCACGACCCAGCGUAAGACGCGCCGAAGGUCCAAGCUGCACCCGCAGAAGCAGCGCUCGAAGUACAUCUGCAAACCGGAAGCCGUGAUCGAGGCGGGCAACCACUUCGUGUGGGAGUUCUGCCCCGGCCGGGGCUCCUUGAACGUGCCGGCCGAUGCUGCCAUCUUGCAUCACUAUCGCGUUUGCGAAUUUGGUGGAGAUGAUUGCAUCAAAACCCCGUCGCUGGUCGACCGGACGGCCCACCGCUACUCGACCCGCCUGCUGGAUCGCGUGGGAACGGUCUACGGCUACCUAAAGGAAUCCUGCGACCUGCCCGACAUCGCUUCGGCCCAGACGAAACCACCGCCGACGCGAAAGAAAGAGCUCAAAAUAAGAGUCCCACUGCGACCGGUGGACAGUGAGCCGAGGAAUCCGACGGAACCGGCCGACAGUCCGUCAAGUGCGCCCGGAACCGCGGCCACCGGAAAUGUGCCACCAGCGAGUGCCGUCGAAGCGAUUCUCAAGACGCAUUGAUCGCAACCCUCUCCGGGUGCACGAAGGCAACGCGUGUGUGGCGGGGCUUGUGUUUGGGAUUUGUUGAUCUUACACCGCUUUCUUCCAGUUCGCUACACGUACUAGGCUAGCUCGGCGUUUGGAACAAGGCCUCGCUUACGAUUAGGUUUAUCGGAGAGAGUGACGGCUAGCGCCAACCAACCAAAUGGAUGGAUGUGGUGUCCGCAACCAAAAUUCGGCUAAUCACCUCGGUGAGGCGUUAGGGAUCUCUAGGGUUACCGUCUAGCAGCAAGCAAUGUUACGAUUCUUCCAUUCUGCAGAUCGCAUAGGUCGCGCAUGUAGCGUAAUGCCGCUAGCAAUUGCUACAGCACUGUGAAAGUAAUUCAUACCUAAACUUAAAACCAAAUGGCGAUAAUCGUAAACGAAGCACACGGCGACACAGUUAUAGAACAUCGCAUAUCAGAUCAGAAUAGGUAUAUUUGCGUUUCGUCAAACUAACAUACACCGGCAAGUCGGCACUACUUAUUUAAGGUCGUUACAUAAUCGUGAUAGUUCCAUUUUGUAUGCUCGAUUUAGUAGCAACAUACGUACGCAUUCCGGCUACUCUCGGAAUGCCCCCCGAGGGGACAUUAUUCAGCUAAAUGUUAGCGGGACGUGCUCAAUAGUGUAAAGCAGAUUAGUUUUAGUUGUAUUUCAUGUUCUUUCCGUAUUCUACUACCAGAGAGUAUCACAGUGGUCCACACGCAGUUCAGUGUAUUAUCGAUAUCGAGGUAAACGAGCGAUAGUGUCGCCGUCUUCAUACACAUGGCACAACAGGAAUGUACCAAUGAUUAAGAUUACGAACUUAUUAAACCACAGGCACAGG
Molecule: messenger RNA, 2872 nt
Organism: Anopheles bellator
Lineage: Eukaryota; Metazoa; Arthropoda; Insecta; Diptera; Culicidae
Exons: 10
Coding region: 1-2028 (675 amino acids)
Source: RefSeq, a predicted model, not a curated record